This is a messenger RNA of Musa acuminata AAA Group (dessert banana), 2573 nucleotides long. RefSeq lists its product as uncharacterized. Bases 167 to 2251 code for a protein of 694 amino acids. Lineage: Eukaryota; Viridiplantae; Streptophyta; Magnoliopsida; Zingiberales; Musaceae. The transcript has a single exon. The record is from RefSeq and is a predicted model, not a curated record.
CCCACCAAUCCCACCCUUCCCUUUGACUACAAUAACUCGUUUGCCAUCGACGGGUGACCAAACGGCGUCCUCCUCCGCCCACCUCCCCCACUUGUUCCAGAAGGAGGGGAGAGAGGGUGGAGGAAGAUCGAGUGGAGAGUGACAGAGGGAAUUAGGGGGGGGUUUGAUGCCGAAGACAUCGUCGUCGCCCUUGCCGACAAUCACGCCCAUGAACCCUAGCGUCAAACCCCAGCCACCCCGAUCGGUCUCCCACCAAACCCUAACCCCCAAUCCUCCUCCUCCUCCUCCUUCUGCCGCGGCGACGGUAGAGGACCACGUCGAUUUCCUCCACUCCCCCUCCUUUCAUCACCAUCACUCCCUCCUCAUGGACGACGGUGACGACGACGGCGGCUGCGGCCCCAGUCCCCGCCUCUCCGGAACCCUAGCUCCGUCCCAGUCCCCUUUCCCCUCACACCUCCUCCGCGACGAUGACGAGGACGACGAGGAUCCCGACGAGGAGGACGACGUCGACCACGAGGAAGCGCUGAUCGAAGACCAGAAGCCCCCUUCGACUGCUUCCACCCGUCCUCUCGGUUCUUCUCUGGACGAAGCAACCGCCGCCGCCUUUUCCCCGGCCUUGCCUCGCAUCGACCCGACCCCCCACGUCUCCUCCCAGUUCUACACUUUUAACCGGGAGUCCCACGCCCUGAUGGUGCACUGCAUCCUCGAGGGCCGGCUCGCGACCCCCGACGAGAUCUUCAGCGCCACUCCCCCGUCCGUGCUCAACUCGUGGCGCUCCGUCUGGAAGGACCGGAACGAGGACACGGCGUACCUCACCGCGUGGAAGCGCAUCCAGGACAAGCUCCACGCCCAUAUGGAUGGUUCCCUACCCGCACUCUUCUUCAAGAAUAACCCGGCGCAGCGGGUCUCGCACGUCGACCAGUGGCAGGAGAUCGUCACCGCCGCCCACGCGGACCCUGACCUGCUGCGGCACCUCGGGCUAAAGGAGACCGUCGACCGGAUUAAGCAGUCCUGGACAGUUGGUGCCAAGUUCUAUGGCAUCCCAGAAUCUUUCAUCCGCGUUUGUGUAGCGUCCUGCACGAUCUGCUCGUCCGCGUCUUCCUCACUCACGUCCCCUGGGGGCAGUAACCUCUCACGUUCCAAAAGGCGGCGUUUUGAGUACACCGACUCCUUCGAAGUGCCCGCCAAGGACGUGCAGCGCUGUCUCCAGCAGCUUGCGGCCAAGUACAAGGUGGUGCUUUGCAUCCGCCAGAAGUAUAUAAGGUACAAACCUUUCAUGGCUGAAGUGAAGGACUAUGCAUGCCACCGAGCAGGCGAGCCGUCAUCGGCCACUGCUUCAGCCAAGAAAGCCAGACUGUUGAAGAGGGAGCCAUACCAGUCGAAGCGAUGUGGUUGUGGGUUCCGCAUAAGGGCGAUUGUUCCCAUAAUGAACUACAAUGAUAAGGACAAGACUUUUGUAUAUCAGGAGGAGGGCACUGCUAUAUUCAAGCUAUAUGCAAUUCAUACUGGUCAUGAACCUGGCCCACUUGAUGGGAAUGCUAGGAUCAUCCACCGGGUGGUUGGGAACAAGGGGGCUUUUGAUUUCGAUCCAGAGAUAUAUGGCGUUAGGGAGGAUAUGGAGCCUGAAUCAUUCGUUGGCCUUAUGGGGAACGAUGACAAAGGGGAUUUACAUCGCAUGGUUCUGCAGCAGGUCCAGGAGCUCAAGGUUGAGACAGUUUUGUUGGAAGGGAGAAUUGCAAAAACGAGUCCGGAGAUGUUGGGCUCACUGUCACAUGAGUUGUCCAAUAUCUUGCACAGGUUCAAGAGGCUUCAAGGUGGGGUGCAACAGUCAGAUGAGACAUUCGUGGUAGGUGAUGACGAGGUCACACAAUGGAGAGACGAGAGUAAUCACCAUCUUGAUAGACAUGGUAGUGUUUUCAACAAGGACACUGAGAUGAUUGAGGAAGAGGAUACAGAUUUUGGUUCUGAUCUUGUAGCCAUUGUGCCAUGGGAUAGGAUGGCAGCCGACUGCCAGGACAGGAAGAUGCUUAUGAGGGAUAGCUUGAAGUCUGAUAAGUGGAUGUUGAAGGAAGACUGCAGUGAUUUUGAUGAGAAGAUAAUUCUCAAUUGUGGCGAAGACGAGGACUCCAAGCUGAUAAAACCCUUGAGUGAUCGAAGUCCUGUAACGAUGCAGGUGGUGGAUGGUUUUUAUGCCGACAGCGCCAAGUGGUAUGAUUCACCAGGUGGCUUGGAUCCGAGUAGAGAUUCCUGAGAGGGUGGUUUUAGGCAUGGAGGAAUUGUGUGAAGCGAGGGUUUGCUUGUUUUUCCCUUAAUCAGAGAUGGAAGGAAAGGACUUGUAAAUUCUGUAUACUAAAAGUUGGGGACCACCAUUUUACUAUUAGGAGUAAGUUUUAGGUGGAUAUUCCCUGCAGUUUCCUUGUUCAUCAAAUACACAGGUCGCCUUUAUCAGUUAAAACAUUCUUAGUGGUCUAACAUCUGUCGUGUUCCAUGAUGGAACAUUUGCCUAUCAUUUAUCUUUCGAGUUGUUUCUUUUUCCUCUUAUGUAUAUAUCUAAGAAUGGUUGAUUGGCACUA